Aspergillus homomorphus CBS 101889 is the source of this 850-nucleotide messenger RNA. Its product is annotated as monothiol glutaredoxin GRX5. The transcript has 3 exons. Lineage: Eukaryota; Fungi; Ascomycota; Eurotiomycetes; Eurotiales; Aspergillaceae. The coding region runs from base 96 to 554 and encodes 152 amino acids. The record is from RefSeq and is a predicted model, not a curated record.
GAAGUUCUCCGCAAAAUCGGUAUGCUCUUAGGCCGUUCUCAACUACAGCCAGUGUGCAGAUACUGUAUGCUGUUAUCAACUAUCUAGAUACAACCAUGUUCUCUCGCAUUCUACCUUCUACCGCAUUCCGGCCACUCGCCCGCCCAUCCUACUUCACUCAGCCUCGCUUGCCAGGCUCACAUUUAUCGUUUUUUCUUAAUGCCCGUCUGUUGUCAUCAGAAACUCGGACUGCUAUCGAUAAAGCAGUCGCUUCUGCACCAGUUGUUCUCUUCAUGAAGGGCACUCCGGAGACUCCUCAAUGCGGUUUCUCACGGGCCAGUAUACAGAUUCUAGGUCUGCAAGGCGUCGAUCCCAAGAAGUUUGUCGCCUUCAAUGUUCUAGAGGAUCCAGAGCUGCGUCAGGGUAUUAAAGAAUAUUCUGACUGGCCCACAAUCCCCCAGCUUUACCUCGAUAAGGAGUUCAUUGGUGGCUGUGAUAUCCUGAUGUCAACGCACCAGAACGGGGAGCUCGCCAAAAUGCUUGAAGAAAAGGGCGUGCUCGUGGCGGCAGACUAGUCACGAGCAGAUUAUCUUCCUUUCCUAUGAUUCAUUGUUGUGUGCUUUGGUCGGGCCCUAAUUCUAGUCAUGCAGACUGUUCGAUUACCUUGUUACUGGAAAGGACAAAAAGAAUGCAAUCUAUUGGUCUAUUGCUGCACCUAUACACUCGCCGAGAAAGAUUGGAACACCAACAUCCAUGGGAGUUUCCCGAGUGGGGAAUCACCUUCGGAACGAUUUUCCCUGUACCUAUGGGAUAUGUGUAUAAAGUAUCACAAGCCAGAAAUGGCCGGAUUACAGUUCGAAUUCCAGAUCCC